AUGAUCCGGGAUCAACCUCUCACUCAAUAUUACCUCUGGCAAUUUACUCCAUUGUGCAAUACUUAUAAAAAAUCUGUUAUUAAGAAAAAAUUUCUUAAACCGGCAACAAACAAAGAAGGCAUUAUUAUUAAAACAAUAGCAGAAUUUAUUCGUCACAUCGGAACACAAACAGAUUAUCGUGAUGAAUCAUCCCAAACAGAUCCCUAUUCUCCUGCGUACACAAUUACCGACGAAGGCAAACAUCCGGAAAUUUUUUCUUUGGCCGAUUUAUCCCAUGGAAAAGGCUUACCAGCAACAUCAUUGGAAAUAUCAUUUAUUGAACGUUUAAGAGCUAAACGAGAUUGGGAAAAAGAUUAUAAUGAUCCAGAAAUGGAAAUUAAACGUACAAGAAUUGUUAUUGAAAGAGAAAUGAGAGAAUGGAAAAUACGAGAGACUAAAAUUAAAACCAUUCAAGAAGCAAAAUUGAAAAUUUUCAUGGUGAAUUUACGCACAUAUGUUGAAAGUGACAAUAAAGUAACAGACUCAAAACUAAAAUUAUGUUUAUGGCGAAAAGAAAGACAAUUGCAUUUAACAUGUACACGAUUAAAUUUAAACAUGUUACGAGAUCUUCGUCGUUUGAAGCGAAUGUAUCGUUUACGAGAUGAACAAAUAAAUAAUGUAACAAAAUAUGAUGAUCUUGGCGUAAUUGGAAGUAGUGUUUCGGGUGCAGGAUGUUUUGUGCAGUUAAAACCACCAUUUCGUUCCAGACCAAAGGAUAGUGUUGCUGCAUAUACAAAUUAUGCCUCGGAGACGUAUGCGCCUUACACGCGACAUGGAUAUUUUCCCGAUAGACGAGCACAUCGAUUUAAAGUUGAUACAUCUGCACUUAACAAACACGAAAAUCUAGUGAGGUUUGAAGAAACCUUACCCAAACAUGCACUGAUACCAAAAAUUGAACCACCUAGAUCGAUGAUGACAAUUCACGAUAGAUUUAUGAAAAAAAACUAUAAAAGAAUGAAAGAUUUAGAUCGAGCUUAUCAAUUAAUUCAAGAAGAAAAGGCUAAAUAUUUAUCAAUACAAGAGCCAAAACCAUUUAGAUUUGUUGAAAAAAUCGAAACCGUAGAUGAAUUUAAGAAUGUACGAACCAUGCCAGCAAGAACAGAAGAAUUUGAUCGACGUAGAGCUGCAAUCAUUCAUCUGCAAAGUUUUUUACGUGGAAAAACAACAGAAGCAAAGAUAAUGAAUGUUCAUCAAAUGCGAUAUAACCUUCUAAAAGAACUGAAAAGUGGUUCACAAUUCGAUCAAACAGAAGAAGAAACCAAAACAACAACAGAAUGUCUAUUUAAAUUAAAAUGGAACAUUCCACCGAUGUCCAUUGAAGAUCAAGCAUUAGAAUAUUUUGAAAGUGAAACAAUAUCAAAUAUAUUUGAUUUUUUAAAUAAAGAAUUGAUACGAUUACAAAGUGAACAAGCUAUUCAUGCUUUGAUUAUGUUGGCUGAUAGACGACGACGAGAGCAUGAAGCGGCUGAAUCCGGUUCAAGGGCCAAAGCAAAUGAACGACGAAUGAUAGAAGAUAGAACAUUUCAAGAAGUAGUUAUUUAG
Didymodactylos carnosus is the source of this 1581-nucleotide messenger RNA. The record is from the annotation of a GenBank genome assembly. Lineage: Eukaryota; Metazoa; Rotifera; Eurotatoria; Philodinida; Philodinidae.